AUGAACAAAACCAAUAAUAAUAUUGAAGAUCCUGAUGAUAUUACCAUGACUGCACAAGAACUACAUAUUUUGUCAGAAUUGGACAGCCGCCAAUAUGGAUUUUUACUACUAAAUCAACAAGCAAAUGCUUCAAAAAAGGUUUUAAUUCAAAAGGCUGUCAAGUAUCUUCAAUUAAUGGUUGUUCAAGCUAGAAGGCAACAAAAAGCAAAUGAAAAUGAUGCAAAUAAUCAAAAUAAAAACAUUAGUAUAGAUCCCAAAACAUGGGUGAAGCUGGGGCAUUUCCAUUUGUUGUUAGAAGACUAUAGGAAAGCGUUAUCUGCGUACCAGAUGUUCUACAAGACACAAGCAGAAAACCACUGGCAGGACACAACCUUCUUAUAUGGAAUAGGAUUGGUGUACUUUCACUUCAAUGCAUUCCAGUGGUGA
Diabrotica balteata is the source of this 426-nucleotide messenger RNA. The record is from the annotation of a GenBank genome assembly. Lineage: Eukaryota; Metazoa; Arthropoda; Insecta; Coleoptera; Chrysomelidae.